Pseudomyrmex gracilis is the source of this 2671-nucleotide messenger RNA. RefSeq lists its product as uncharacterized. The transcript is spliced from 3 exons. NCBI's taxonomy places the organism in Eukaryota, Metazoa, Arthropoda, Insecta, Hymenoptera, Formicidae. The record is from RefSeq and is a predicted model, not a curated record. The coding region runs from base 1 to 714 and encodes 237 amino acids.
AUGUCGAAAAAGCUGAGCGUUCGUGAAAGAGAACUCUCAUCCUCCUUCUUCGCCGUGCGCAUAUACAUGCAAACUCGUCACGGCAAUAUAAAGCUGGUAGAAACGGUGGCGAAAAGAUUCAUCUGCGCUAGGAACAAGAAGCAAGAUAUUCGCCGAGCAAUUUCAGCCUUGGGAAUAUUCAUGAACGAUGUCGCGGUCGCUGUACUGUUUUCGCAUCUAUUCACCGCGCAGUUUGCCGGUCGGGGUCAGAAAGCUUGCUUUACGAAGCAGCAAAUCCGCGAAUCCAGAGAAGAGAGCCGUAAACCUACGGUUCUACCGUCGAGUCAGACGGUGACGGCGAAUGAGGGUGAGUCCCUGGACAUCGUCGUCGAGUUCUGCACCGUGCCGAAAUACACCAAAGUUCUCUGGAUGUCGGAGGAGCGUGUGUACACACCGGAUACGCCACCCCGUGACGGGGUUCGAGCCCUCGCAAUCGAGGACGGCGGCACGGAAUCAUGUUACAGAACAACGUUGCGCUUUGAGAUGAUUCAGUGGUCUCACGCGGGAGAGUGGCUACUGCUGGUACGCUCGCCGGAAGGGAUCGCCGACGCUUCCGUUCUGCUCAAUGUGACGCGCGCAUCCGAAUACAGCCGCGGCCACGUUCGGUCGGCGAGUAUCACGUACCUUCUGCUCUGCCUGAUUUUACAGGCAAUUUUGCAGGAGCGCCGUCGCUGAGACGAUCCGAGAAUGCGUAUUCGGGCGGAAGAAAUCUCGACGAAACUCCCGGCAGCGACGCGAAACGCACGAGUGUUGUCAGCUUUAUCGAUGAGGGAAGAUGAAAAGAGGGAGAAGGCUGCUUUGUUGUACAUAGUGUCGAAAUCCUCUCCCGAAGAAUUUUUCCCGCGCGAUUCUUGCGUUUGCUCGGCGAGAUGCACGUUUGUCCAACGCGUUGCGUGCAAUACUCGCAUAUCUUCGGCGUUGUUAUUGCAAACACAAUGAAAAUUCGAGUGGGAGCUGACGCGUUUUCGGCGCGCGCAGAUUAUUUGACGGCCUUGGUGUUCCUUGAAUCUCAUAGCAAGUUUCUCUUGUCCUAAAUAAUAGAUUUAGAGGAAAAAGCGUUUGUGCGUGAAUGCGCGAUCGCGAUCGAAUUGAGCGUCGGUUGCUGUCGUCGUUGCCGUCGUCGUGUAUAAAAUCUUACAGACGAGCUUGCGCGAACAACUCCCAAAUGUGAUCGGUUAAAAUUCGAUUUUCUGGCCUUAUACGAGGAUAGCGACGGAAAGAAAGAGAUCGCGCGGGCGAUAUAUACAUUAUAUAGAAAGAAAACAAAUUUGUAAACUAUACGAAUUCACGUGCGCUGAACUGCAUUGCGCGAUACGACAUGUGUGUGUAUAUAUUUGUAUAGGUAAUAAAAUAAGUCCAUUUGUGAAUUGUUCAACGGUGUUCGCGCACGUAGUGGGAUCAGAAAGAAAAAAAAACACGGAGACCAAUUUUUUUUCUUUUUUUCUUGUUUGACACUUGCGAGCAGUUCGCGAACGACAGAACAAAAAAAAUACAGUUUUGCCCAAUUCUCGUGACAGAGAAGUUCGAAUGGAUCGACUUUUAUGCUGCAAUCAUUGUUUUGAGAAGCGAACACAUGAUGCGGUGCUAACCGUAAUAAUAAUAAUAAAUAUUAUUAUUAAAUUAUAAAAUAAUGAAAUAAUAAUUGAGUGAACGGAACGAUGCGAUACAAAGAAAAUAGUUGCAAUUUUAAAAGUCUUACACGAAUCUUUCGUACUCGCAGAACGAAAGUAUACGAGAGAAUACGUUCUACUUGAAUGAGAGAAACUUAUUUGUGCAACGUUAAAUAUUCUUGAUGAUAGGGCGACUAAAACAAAAUAAAUUGUUGUAUAUUACUUAGAUAAGUAGAGUUUGAUAGCGUGUACAUAGUGAUUGUAAAUGCGUAGGCUAUCGCCCGUACACGACGAAUUAUACAGCUGUUAGAGAUAUAUUUAUUAUUCGUUGAUAUAUUUUUAUAAAGUUUUAUUUAGCUAUAAGUUCUCAUUUGCUUUUCCCCCUCCAAAAUCUCGUUCGCACGAUCGUAAACACUCGUUUCGUUGAGAAAGAAUCGGACAGAGAGAAAGAGAGAGAGAGAGAGAGAGAGAGAGAAAGAGAGAGAGAGAGAGAGAGAAAGAGAGAGAGAGAGAGAAGGNAGAGAGAGAGAGAGAGAAGGCAAAGCGGUAGCGCUCUAAGUUAAGGACUUUUCAACGAACAACCGAUUACAAUAAAAUACAUUGUGUCCUAUGGAACGUCCUAAAUUGAAUCUAGUUGUAGCUCAUCGUGAGAAACAUUGAAAUUGUUCCUUUGCUACAUUUUAGUUAGUACGAUGAUUGGAUGGAAAAAAAAACAGCGCAGCGUAGUGUCUCGUUUCUACUUUCGAGUGUUAAUCAACGUAACUUUUUUGUAUGUUUGGUGGUUCCUAAUUUUUGUAAGAAUAGAAUUUGUACUUCAGAGAUGUACCGACGCGGCUACGAUAACUUUUAUUGCCGAUAUGGUCCUUUAUUUAUACGCGCAAUCGUAGUCGAUACUCUUAACUAUGGUAUGAGAUUAACCAACACCUGAUGUCUUCGUUGAUUUUAGUCUACUUGACAAAUCCGACUUUUUUUCAGAUUGCUAAGGUGUUACAAAUAAGCAACGUGGUGUAAUCGUUGUAUCC